Molecule: messenger RNA, 1373 nt
Organism: Trichobilharzia regenti
Lineage: Eukaryota; Metazoa; Platyhelminthes; Trematoda; Strigeidida; Schistosomatidae
Source: the annotation of a GenBank genome assembly
AUGCAGAGAGGUAGAAAGUCUCUAGUUGCCAAAUCAAAACUUUCAUACUGUUGUGAAUGGAAAGACUGCUCCAGCUCCUUUGAUGACAAAAAUUCACUCAAACGUCACCAGCUACAACACUUCGAAGUAUUAUGUGAACAAGUGUCACAGUGUAUAUGCCAUCCUAUCUGUGGAAUAUGUGAUUCUCCUAUAAAUGUAUCUGAUCCGGAUGAGAUUGAAAGGCACUCGUAUUUUCAUUCUUGGGUCAAUCAUCUGAAAGUGGUUGGAAAGCAUUCCUCGUCAAUUAAUGAUUGGCCAUCUUGUAUGUGUGAUUCAAAGUCAUGUAAUUCAAUACCUGAACUUCCAACUAAAUUUGAGUGUGGUUGGGAGUACUGUGAUUUUAAAACCAACGAUGUUUCCAUAUUUAUUGAUCAUGUUUCAAAGCAUUCAGAGGAAUAUAAUGAUUCUCGUUAUCCGAAGGGUGUAGGAUUGAAAUGUUUAUGGGAGGAUUGUACAUAUGUAGCCCGUCGUUUAAAAAAUCUUACCGGUCAUUUGGAUACGCAUACUCAAAAUAAACGUGCAGCCUGUCCUACAUGUGGUCUGUUAGUUGUUAAUUUUCGAAAGUUAGAAGACCAUCUUAAACGUCAACAAGUCCAUUUGUUAAGAAAGAAUGCUAACGUGAAUAUACAUCAUUCAGUUAAACCUGUAAAGUGCAAUCGGUGUCAAAGACUGUUUAGUACACAGAGAUUAUUGGCUACGCAUAUGAAAAGGCAUAUUAAUACAAUGAAAUGUCCCUAUUGUGAUAUGACUGCCUUAGGCAAAUCAGCUCUGGAACGUCAUAUUUUAUUUCGUCAUACUAAUGAAAAAUCAUUCCCCUGCCCUUAUUGUCCUUUAGCAUUCAAAGUUGCCGAUAUUCUAGAAAGGCAUCUAAAGGCUAAACAUAAUAAGAUGGAUGAAUCAGAAGAGGACAAUAAUGUAACACUAACUGAUUCAUCAAUCCAAAUAGUCAAUAAUCCCAUCGAUUUAAACGGUUGAUAGUAUCAAUUUUCGUUACCUCUAUACUCUGUAAUGUCUUUCGUGGCGUAAAUUAGAUGCACUACUGAAAAUUCCAUGCUGUAUCGAUGCUGUUUUUUUUUUAAUAAAGUAAAUCAUGAUUAUUAAUACUGUUGCUGAUGAUGUACUCUAACUUUUGUUUCAUUCUGCAAAUUAAUUUAGACUAAGAACUAACUAAGUGAUUGUGAACAAACAACUUGACUUCCUUCGCCUCCAUGUUAUAUGUCCUUGGAUUAUCAUUCUUUUAACUUAUAUUGAAAUGAUCCCAAUGAAGUAUGCUAUACCGUGUUGCCUUUACCACUUAAUUAGGGCCGCAUAGUCAGACUGUUGAAUAUUGAAUA